CAUGCCCCUCCUGAUAAUUUACCACACUUGUUACUUGAGGCAUUCCAUGAACAAGAAAGACUGCGUCAUCGAUUGAGAACAAGGCACUUUAUUGAAAGAGAGAAGCUAGUAUUAUCAGCAGAGCAGGAAAUAAUGCGUGUUCAUGGUAAUGCCGCAAGAGCUUCAGCCAAUCAGAGCACUCCGUACAGUGUAUGUAGUAUAUUGCGAGAUCAAGAAAUUUACAACAUGCCAGACUUACAGGGUGAAGAGGAUGCAAAAAAUAUACGCACUCGUUUUAAUGGUCGUCAGUUUUUCUCAUGGUUGAGAGACGUUGAUGACAAGUAUGCGAAACUUAAGGAAGAACUUAUUCAAAGACAGGAACACGAGAUCGCUUCAUUGUACGCUGUUCAGAAAAUGGAGUGGGAAUGUAAAUUAAAAGAUCUUCGUUUGUACGACGGGAAGAAUCCGCCAUUGGUCAGCAAAGACCAUGUACCGAUAGUAGAAAUCAAAAAAGAGUUUGAUCUGCUGCCUGCGUGACAGUUACUGCAUGCCAUGAGAACUAGAAUCCCAACAAAUAUCACCAGUUUAAAAAGUCUUUAACCAUAGUGAGGCUCGCUGGGUCAUGUCGUGCAUCUUUGCCAAUCUGACUUUGCCAGCCUCACUUUAAUGCCACAUUGGCACUCGUAUUUUAUUUGAUUUCAUCUCUACACAUUGAAUGGUGUUUUGAAGAGCUGUGUCUGCACCAAAUGUUGUUUUAAUUUUAUUUCCCUGUAUAGGGUUUUUACUGUUGAGGAUGUUGCUGAUUUGUGACUGAUUUACACUGUUUAGUUGACUGACCCUUUUCAAUUGCUUAUAUUAACACCUUGAUAUCUUUGUAAAUAGCAUGUUUCUUCUACUCUUCAAAUUAAAGAAAUGUGAAAGUUUUGAAAUAUCACCCUGACUACUACUGUACCUCAAUAAACCCUUUAGGCUAUUUCCGUAAAUUCCCUAUUUGUUUAUCAUCAUUAUAAUUGAUAUUCCAUGUUAUUUUAAUUCUGUUCCCUAAAAU
Messenger RNA from Saccoglossus kowalevskii, 1027 nucleotides. RefSeq lists its product as uncharacterized. Gene Ontology annotation, molecular function: protein binding. Gene Ontology annotation, cellular component: nucleoplasm. The record is from RefSeq and is a predicted model, not a curated record. Lineage: Eukaryota; Metazoa; Hemichordata; Enteropneusta; Harrimaniidae.